Colias croceus (clouded yellow) is the source of this 1586-nucleotide messenger RNA. RefSeq lists its product as uncharacterized. NCBI's taxonomy places the organism in Eukaryota, Metazoa, Arthropoda, Insecta, Lepidoptera, Pieridae. The record is from RefSeq and is a predicted model, not a curated record. The transcript is spliced from 2 exons. The coding region runs from base 381 to 1235 and encodes 284 amino acids.
UGGUUUCGCGUGUGGUUUCGCGCGUUGUUGUGUUGUUCACAGAUUACUUGCUCAGUGGUUCCACAGAGUACCUUUUUAUAUGAGUGGUUCACAGGACACAGAGCAAGUAAUAUUGUUCACAGAGCAAGUAAUACCUAUAUUAUAUUGUUGGAAUUGUUUGUUUCGGUUUGGUUGGUGUGUUGUUUCUUGUGCGCUGUUUUUUUGGAUGAUCCCAAUUUCUCAAUUGACUACGACCCCAGCUUCGUCUUUUGGACUCCGUGACUGCUUUCCUACGAUUUGGCCUAUACUUCUGGACCUCGGUUUGCGAGAUUGACGACUUUUGCUGUGCACCCGGACUCUGUGAACUGCCUUAUGUUUGGAAUCUGUCUGCAUUGAAAACCAUGGCGCCUGGGCGUAAAUGUACCUACUUUGGCUGUAAUAACACCAGUUCAGAAUUUUCAAUGUUCCGGUUCCCUAUAAAAGAUAAAAGUCGACUGAAACUAUGGCUUCAAAAUGCUGGAAACAUGAAUUUAAGCCACUUGACAGAAGAUGAGCUAUAUAACAGAUAUAUCUGUGAAGUCCAUUUUGAGCAUUGUGAUAUAAAAAAGACCACUGCGUUUCGACCAGUACUGGAAAAAACAGCUGUACCAAUAUGUGCUAUAUCACCAGAACAUUUAAAAGUUGAAACACCUGUAAAAGAGUCCAGCAAUAAAAGCAAAUUACAGUCUGGAGAAGGGAACAUUAAUAACUCAGGCCCCGGAACCACAGACACAAUAGAAAAUCUAUUGUGUCGUGGACCAAUGGGGCCGCUUGGGUCUCAAUGGGUUAAUAAACCAACAGAUCCAGAGUACAAUUUUAGUAUGCCUAGAAAAACCAAGGAUCUUUGUUUGUCUGAGUCUCCGCAAAAAACCAUUCUUAAACUUAAAGAAAGCAUGACAUAUUAUGUAAAGAAAAUAAAAAGUAACAAUAUAACUAUUAAAAGAAUGAAAAAUAAAAUUUCAGGAAAAAAAUUUAUAGAUAUAGACAAUUUUGAAUUCAAAAGUGAGAAUGCUAAAAUCUUUACAAAAAUGCAGCUGAGAAAACGACAAAUAAAAUGGAAAACUUCUGAAAAAAAAUUCUGCUUGUCCUUAUAUUAUAAGUCUCCAUCAAUGUACAGGCAUCUUAUAAAGAUAGGUCUUAUUUUGGCCCCGCUAAGUACAAUUAAAAGGUGGAAGCAAAGAAAUAGCUCCUUCCCUGAUGUACCAAACUUGUUUUGAAAAUGUGAAAAUAAUAAAACUUGAACAUGCUUCAAUUAAAGAGAAGUGAAUUUAGUUUACACAUGUUCACGCUCGCCUAACUUCGUUUUCCUCGGCAACGUUUUGACGGACGCUGUCAAAGCGUUGGUUCACCCGUGGUUGACCCACGCUGGUGGAAACAAUUUUUUAUUAUCUAUGUUGAGAUUGGAACUGGGUGUAAUAAUAAUUAUUAUUUUUAUAUAAGAGGUACCUAAAAGAGACCGAUUAUUCUUCUAAGUACAAAUACCAAUCCUAAGUAUUAAAGACUCUUUAAUGAAGAGAAAGAUCUCAAAAUACCAAUACUUAGUAUUUAAAGUAAAAGUUACAAUUACU